AAAAUCUACGUAUAGUUAAGAGGUGUUGAUUGUUGAUAAAAGAAAAAAAAGUCCGUUACUUAUGGUUUAAAAUAAAAUAAUGGCAAAGGCCUACUUCCAAGGAAUCUUAUAACACCAAAGGUUCUUCCAGUGACGAAGAUAUAACAUCAGCUCGACAUGGUCAAGUUCUGUCGCAACAGGCUUGCAAAGUUCAGUACCGCUUUUGUCGUCAUUACAACAUUCUUGAUAGGAAUAGACUUGAUACAGUUCUCAUCUGGUCCUUUUGUUUUUAAAAUUGGAAAGCACGCCCAAUUCCUUGGGCAGUUCCAGAUCAACUUGAAGCAUUUAAAACAAGAUGAAGAGAGCAAGUCCGUGCCAAUAUUCGUUAAAAUGCAAGAUGCCCGUGUAUAUAUAUUCUCUGCUAUCAUUACGUAUAAUGAAAUAAAUGAGAAAGAAAUAAGAGUUAGAAAAAAUACUGGUAUAACAUAUGUCGGUCCAAUGGCCAUAUUGUCUGGCUGGGAGUUAAACAAAUAUUCUUCAUCAAAUUUCACGUGCUGUUUUGAAUUAAAAGACGGUACUAUAGUUUCAGAAUUGUCUUGGAGUAAAACAGAAUGGAUGUAUGUUGGAAAAGCAAAAUUACAGGCAAAACAAUUUAAAUGUCCCAUAAAUGUUGAAGUUUCAGACAUCAAAACUAUCUCAAUAGCGAUUAAAAAUUCAACUUGUCCAAACAAAGACAAAUACUUUUUACCUCCGACUAUUGUUAAACGUCAAACUAAAUAUCAGAAUAAAAACAGCACGAAAAUUGCGAUAUGUGUCAAACUUGCGUAUGGUUCACUGGAUGCACGGAGGCUUAUAGAAUGGUUUGAGGUACAUAGAUUGUUUGGUGUUGAAAAGGUAAUAGCGUAUAUAUACCACCUGAAUUCCAAGGCAAGUAAAGUGUUGGAUUUUUACGAGAACACUGGUUUGGCUGAGGUGUAUGACUACGACAUUCCAGAGAAAGGAUCCAUAGCACGUGACGUUGGCGUCAAGCGCCUGCAGUCCUGGAAUGAUGAACAGAUAGCGUUGUUUGACUGCCAGGAACGACUAAGAAAUUAUGAUUAUGUUGCUGUCGUCGACACAGAUGAAUUUAUGAUACCAGUCACAAAGCGUUUCACAAAUGCAUGGAAAAUAUUCAUGGACAAGAAAUUUAGCAGAACAAAUAUUGCUGGUUUGUUAUUUUCUGUGAGAGUACACGCAGACACUUGGGGCCCCACAAAUGUUAACCAUCCGCUGCAUAUAGGACGGUAUAAUAAUUGCACCUUACCACUGUAUGACCGAGUGAAGGGGGUCUAUAUGCCGUCACGUGUUCAACAAGGAUCAGUUACUACCCACCUUUUCAGACCUUUAAGCGGCUACAGAAGGGUCGAUGCGAGAGCACAGGAGGUCACUAUGCAUCACUUCCGGAGUUGUAGAAAGGAAUGGCUCAGGCCUAAUACAGCUGAUACCUACGAACAACAUACUUACCUUUAUAACAAGAAAAACACAACAAAAUGUUUCGACCUCAUUCGAACUCCGUCAAAAAUAAUGGAACAGUUAGCGGACACAGUUAAAGAUAGAGUAAUCAUGAGAGCUGAAGAAAUCGGAGUCUGAAUUCAGGCAGUUUUGUCAUAUAUCAAAUAUAAACAUGUACAUUUGUAUGACUUGUGUAAUGGUGAACAGCGUACCGGAUCCACUUUGUAUAAGAUUGUAAACGCGACACUUUUUUUGAAAUAUUAUUAUUAUUGUUAUUUUACAAACUUUUAAACAACCGAACGACCUGACAAAGUCGUUAAACUUGUCAAAUAUUUAUAAUAUUUACUGUAGAUGUAUCUUCUCGAUAACUGUAGUCAUUAUGCAGAAUUAGAACUAAAUAAUACGAAACAUUUGAUCUGAAAUAUUAUCUGUUGCCACAUUUUAGGGAGCUAUUUAUUUUACAAAUAUAGUGAGUUAAGUUAGAUUAUAGCUGAUAAAAAUCUG
This is a messenger RNA of Mercenaria mercenaria, 1974 nucleotides long. RefSeq lists its product as uncharacterized. NCBI's taxonomy places the organism in Eukaryota, Metazoa, Mollusca, Bivalvia, Venerida, Veneridae. The transcript has 6 exons. The coding region runs from base 157 to 1608 and encodes 483 amino acids. The record is from RefSeq and is a predicted model, not a curated record.